AUGAUGCGGGCAUUUCGCAGGUUUCCGCUGGCCAAGGCAGCCAAGGUCGUCCAGCAGCGGGCCCUGCCAGCACAGUACGCCCGCGCUUUCUCGGCCCAGCCGGAAGCGUUCAAAGCGGCUUACGAGGCUCAUGUGGCCGAUCGUGCCGCAGAAGGCGGCCUGCCACCUUUGGCCUUGGAUUCCAGCCAAGCCGAAUCUGUGGUCGAGAUGCUGAAGAAGGCUCCUGCCGAUGGUGCUUUUUACGUUGACCUCCUGCGCAACCGGGUGAACCCGGGUGUCGACGACUCCAGCUAUGUGAAGGCAAACUUCCUCCGCGACAUCAUCCAUGGCACCGUCUCGACGCCCUUGGUUUCCAAGGCGGAUGCGGUGGAGAUGCUCGGAUGGAUGCAGGGAGGUUACAACGUCGCUCCACUCGUGGAGGCCCUGGACCUGGACCCCGAGCUUGCCUCCGGCGCCGUCAAAGGCCUCAGUCGCAUGAUCUUGAUGUUCGACGCCUAUCAUGACGUCGAGGACAAGAUGAAGAAGGGCAACCCUUUUGCCAAGCAGGUGGUUGAGUCCUGGGCAAAUGCGGAUUGGUUCACAAGUCGCCCCACAGUUCCGGAGAAGGUGACUCUCUGCGUCUUCAAGGUUACCGGUGAGACAAACACCGAUGACCUGUCGCCGGCCCCGGACGCCUGGUCACGUCCAGACAUCCCCCUGCACGCCUUGGCGAUGCUGAAGUUUCCUCGAGACGGCAUCACCAAUGCCUCCGAGCAGAUCGCAGACCUGAAAACGAAGGGUCACCAGCUCGCCUAUGUCGGAGACGUUGUGGGCACUGGCUCUUCGCGCAAGUCGGCUACGAAUUCCAUCCUUUGGUACAUGGGCCAGGACAUCCCCUGCGCCCCGAACAAGCGCACCGGCGGCUUCGUGAUUGGCGGCGUUAUUGCGCCCAUCUUUUUCAAUACCAUGGAGGACUCCGGUGCGCUGCCCUUGGAGAUGGAUGUCAAGGACCUGAACAUGGGCGACCUCAUCGACCUUUGCGUGUAUGACCAAGUUGUCAAGAAGCAUGGCACCGACGAGGUCAUCACCAAGUUCGACCUGAAGCACGGGCUGAUGCUGGACCAGGUGCAGGCGGGCGGGCGCAUCCCGCUGAUCAUCGGCCGUGGACUCACCAACAAGGCCCGCGAGAGCCUCAAUUUGGGCAUGUCCACCACCUUCAAGCAGAUGGCCCAGCCAGAUGUGAAUGUGAAGGGUUUCACGUUGGCUCAGAAGAUGGUUGGCAGGGCCUGUGGCGUUGAUGGUGUGGUGCCGGGUGCUUACUGCGAGCCCCGCAUGGGGACGGUGGGCUCCCAGGACACCACCGGGCCCAUGACCCGCGAUGAGCUUAAGGAUUUGGCUUGCUUGGGCUUCCAGGCGGACCUCGUGAUGCAGUCUUUCUGCCACACUGCCGCCUACCCGAAGCCUGUGGAUGUGAUCACGCACCGCACCCUGCCCAAGUUCAUCGCCGACCGGGGCGGCGUGGCCCUGCGCCCCGGCGACGGAAUCAUCCACUCCUGGCUGAACCGAAUGCUUCUGCCAGAUGAGGUCGGAACUGGAG
This is a messenger RNA of Symbiodinium necroappetens, 1576 nucleotides long. NCBI's taxonomy places the organism in Eukaryota, Dinophyceae, Suessiales, Symbiodiniaceae. The record is from the annotation of a GenBank genome assembly.